This is a messenger RNA of Oncorhynchus nerka (sockeye salmon), 2897 nucleotides long. It is a transcript of the gene mnmip1, whose product is annotated as SH3 domain containing 21. Gene Ontology annotation, molecular function: protein binding. Bases 104 to 1564 code for a protein of 486 amino acids. The transcript has 17 exons. Gene Ontology annotation, biological process: actin filament organization; cell migration. Lineage: Eukaryota; Metazoa; Chordata; Actinopteri; Salmoniformes; Salmonidae. The record is from RefSeq and is a predicted model, not a curated record.
UACUUUCUUUCAGUUCUCCUUCUGUAGCAUGAAGUGUCUGUCUGUCCUCUGAAGAGGAUUUACAUAAACGUCUAGAAGAGAGAGUAAAGCUUUCUAAGAAGUCAUGGAGGUGCUGGUGCUGAUAGCCUUUGAGGGCACAAUGGGAGAUGAGAUGACGGUGCAGGUGGGAGACGUGGUGACGAGUGUCUCCAAUGCCAGCGAGGAGGGCUGGCUGGAGGGGGAACUGAGGGGCAAGAGGGGCAUCUUCCCCUCUAACUUCGUCAAGGAGGUGCCAGUGUAUUUGAUCGGUGACAGCAAGAGGGAACCAAGAAGCCUACGGAAAUCAAGGAUGAUUAAACAAACAAGGAAGUGUGAGGUGGCCUUUGCCUACAGUCCCUUGAAUGAGGACGAGCUGGAGCUGGUUGUCGGGGAGACCAUUGAGAUCCUCAGAGAGAUUGAAGAUGGAUGGUGGAUGGGAAUGAAAAGUGGUAAAGUGGGAGCGUUUCCAUCAAACUUCACCAAAGAGAUAUUUGUCUCUCCAAAAGAUGUCAAGCAUAACGAGAGCAAAACCAGACCCAAACUCUCAGAUACAAUGUUUAGUAAAGAGACAAAGCUACCUCAGAGGACGAGUGUUAGGAACAAAACAAAAAAUGUGAAGGAAUGUUGUCAAGUCAUGUUUGACUAUCCAGCCUUGACCGAGGAUGAGUUAAAUCUAAAGAAGGGAGACAUUGUUACAAUCAUCACCAAGGAAACAGAGGACGAGGGCUGGUGGGAGGGAGAGAUGAACGGACGCAGAGGUUUUUUCCCCGACAACUUUGUCAUGGUGAUACCGACGACAGAUGGUCUCCAAUCUGGGAGCAUCAGCCAACCACCUGCGCGCCGUGGCACGGAAAGACGCUCAGUCAAGGCAGAGGGUUCAGCGAUGGAGAAGAGCAGCCCUGCAAAAGCAAAAGAUGAGAAACCAGAGAGUAAAGACCUGAGAAGCAAUCCCCCAACCAAAGUCAAGCUCCCUGCUCCAAGUAGACCUGCACAACCACCUCCAGUGAAGGACAAGCCUCUGAAGUUUGGUAGUAGCAAAGCCAAUGGCGAUCUCCUUCCUCUUUCACCAAAAUGUUCAGAGGACAGCAACUCAGACCAGUUUGACGGAGUGGAGGUGUCCCCUGAGAAACUGAGUCACCCCACAGCCAACAGAGCCAAACCCCCACAGAGACGACCCCCAUCAGCCCUCGUCACCAGUCCACAGGCUCUGAGUGGCAGGGACCAGACAGAAGCAGAAAAAUUGCCUAAACUGCUGGAGAUUUCAGAAAGUCAUUCACCACCAUCCAAGCCUGAGCAUUCUACUAAGAAUCCAGUACCUUCCAGGCUAGCACUUCCCAAGGCUGUAGUGGAGGCCAGGGCAACCCAGGAGGAGAAGCCUUGUCUGGACAGCCUACACGCUGAGGUCAGGGAGCUGAAGAUGGUUCUGGAGCUGCUGCAAAACAGACAUGAACGAGACAUACAGGAACUGAAAGAGGAACUGAGAGACGAGAGAAACAAACGUGUGGCGCUGCAGGAGGAGGUACAUGGUCUUAGGACUAAACAUUAAUCCCAACUGACACCAUGACCGGGCGGUACAUCUAAGUCAGGCUCUGUAAUGUCAUUCCCUUGAACACAAACUUGAAGUGAAAUUCAAAUGUUCCUGGCGUUGGAGUGCAAGAGAAGAAAGAAAGGAUGCAUGUCUGCUUCCUCUGCAGACAAACCAGCUGAGGCCACAUUAAGGGCUGGAAUCAAUCCGUAUCUCUGAAGUAUCACGGAAGAUCCGCUUUAUAGCUCGAUUAAAAAUGUAAAGGCAAUGUUCCAACGUUUGCAUUUAAGGUAAACGCUGCAUCGGCAAUUACCUUUAAAGGGAUACUUUGGGAUUUUGGCAAUGAAGUCUUUUAUCUACUUCCCCGGCGUCAGAUGAACCCGUGGAUACCAUUUUUACAUUUACAUUUACAUUUAAGUCAUUUAGCAGACGCUCUUAUUUUAUGUCUCUAUGUGCAGUUUGAAAGAAUUUUCUAACUAGCAUUAGUGCAAUUACUAACUAGCGUUAGUGCAAUGACUGGAAGUAUCUACUAGCAUGCUAGUAGAUACCAUAGACUUCCAGCCAUUGGCCUAACUCUAGUUAGCACUGGCUCACAAAACUACCUCUAACAUUGAGUACAUCUGACUCUGGGGAAAUAGAUAAAGGGCUUCAUUGCCAAAAUCCCGAAAUAUACCUUUACAUUUUAACACGGACCUUCCGCGAUACUUUUGCGAUAACGAGUGAAUACAGACAUAGAUUGUAGUCUUCCAUUUUGUUUGAGGGCAUUCUGGACUUGAUUGGCAAGGGACCAAAAUUGGCAGGGGGCCAAAAUGCUUUGUAGAGAUCGACCAAAAUAUUUUGUAGCCGGGAUUCAAUUCAAGGUGGGUUACAACGCAGUGCACAAUACAACUGAUAAUGUGUCUUUUAAAGGACUUUCACCCAAUAUUUACAUGGUAAACACUGCACACGUUGGACCAAGCCUAAAUCACUUUUAAAAGUAUGUUAUAGUGUUUUAACACGGCACACUCAAUGCCUUGCAUUGAAUCCCGGCCUUUGGAUAGAAAAUAUGUUUUAUUUUAUAUUGAUGAUAUUGUAUAUUUCAUUGAAAGAACAACACCAACCGAAAAUACAGAGGACUGGUUUUAUACAUUGAAUGUGGGCCACGUUUCUCAGUGAUUAUUUUCCUGUAAAAGCAUAUCUCUUAUUUUUAUGAGCAUGUUUUGAAGCACAAGUGUUUGCAAUAUUUUGAAGCACUGUGUUUGCGGAACAUGAGUCGACUUAACAAACUACUUGUAUCUUUUGUGUAAACAUUGUAUAUAAGAGUAACUAUUUUAUGUCUCUUUUAUAAAAUAUAAAAUAAUACCUGUCCAAAAUA